Molecule: messenger RNA, 6463 nt
Organism: Oncorhynchus tshawytscha (Chinook salmon)
Lineage: Eukaryota; Metazoa; Chordata; Actinopteri; Salmoniformes; Salmonidae
Exons: 4
Coding region: 540-5126 (1528 amino acids)
Source: RefSeq, a predicted model, not a curated record
GACAGACAGACAGACAGACAGACAGACAGACAGACAGACAGACAGACAGACAGACAGACAGACAGACAGACAGACAGACAGACAGACAGACAGACAGACAGACAGAAAAUCCUUACAUGACUUCUAUGCCAAAGAGAGCCAAAGGCUUUAAACUGUACUGUGGUCACAUUGGAUUUAACUGUAGCAGCAAGGACAGGCCAGCCCAGGACAGACCAGCCCAGGACAGGCCAGCCCAGGACAGACCAGCCCAGGACAGGACACACCAGUGUUGUUGAGAUGGUAAUCACUGCCUUUCCCUGAGGUGUGUUGUUGCCUUGGAGACACCAAGAUGUGAGGCAAUCCCAGGAGAAGAAUCGUUGUGAAAACGAAGUGGAAAGUGAUCAGUGCGCUCCAACACCACUCAGUACCAACAGCAGGGGGAUAGAACAGACAGUUCUCAGAGAGAGGUGAACAGAGAUUAUUUCAUAGCCAAUCACCCUUCAGAGGAAGAGGAAGUGACGUCACUUCCUGUUAAAGAGGAAGAGGACUCCAAGGCAGACAUGUUGUCCUCCACGCUGGAGUCAGCUCUCGCCCCUCACUGGAGUGUCCGAAUACGCAGGAACAAGCAGGGUGUCGCCUGCACCGACAUUGGUGUGGUUGGCAAGGCAACCAGCGAGCCCGGACAGGAACCCCAAGACAGUGGCCUGGAAGUGGGCGAGGGGGGAACAUUUUUGAAGCUGCACGACCCUCUUGGGAUUGACUCUGUAGUACAACAACAACAACAACAGUUUUUGGAGACCAAGAACCAACGUGUUGGGGAGAGGGGGUUGACCCUCGGAUCUCAAGCCCAUGAGAGGGCUUCAACCCUGGCUAGCAGCAGAAGCACAGUGGGGGGCUGGUUUGAGGGGAGUACCCCCAGCCACAAACUAGACCACCCAACAAUGGCCCCAGUUUCUAAUUCUGUCUCUCUGGAUGUGAGUUGGGGGAGGCUGAACAACAGAGGGGUAGAGGGUGGAAUUGACUUCCCUGAUACUCCCACUUCUCCCUUCUCUCCAAACCUGAAUGUACACAGGGGAGUGUCACAGGCUGGUCGUCAAGGAGACCAGCCGUCACUGCUGAGUUCCAAACUAACAACCAGUAGCCACCUUCUCUCCCUGAGGAGGCUCAACACUAUUGCUAUCUCCACCCACACAGAGACCAACGCUCCCUCUAUCUCCUCUCCAACCAAUCACAGGGAUGGAGAGACUUCAGGUCCACAUUUCUCUCCAACUGUAAACGAUGACAGAGCAUCAAAGACAAUUAGGCCACACCUCUCCUUAACCUCAUCCAAUGACGGAGACAGAGAGAGGUCCAAGUCCCUCCCCUAUUCAGCUUCCCCCACUUACAGGACAACAGAGAGGUCAAGGCCCCUCCCCUUACCAACUUCCAAACACAGAGAAGCAGACACACACAGAACACACCUAUUUUCAACCUCGCCCAAUUACCAAAACACAGAGGGCACACCCCGCACCAACCUUCCCCAGACUUCCAGGGUUUAUCCCAACAAAACCUUCCCCAGUAAGCAGACUCUUUUGUUUAGUGGUGUAGUGAGACGUCCGCCCUUAGAGAGAUCAGGUGCAACCACCGUCCAUCUGUCUUCCUCUCCACCAUCCCAAUAUGGCCACCUGGAAUCUCUAAGGAGUCAGCCUCUUCGCAGAGGAACCACACUGAGGUCUACUAGCCGGAGACAAUACACCAGUCUAGAGGACAGUGGGUCUAAUCCCAGUUCCCCCCUCCUCAGUCCCACUACCACCACCACUAUCAACCACAACAACAACAACCACACAUCCAGCCUCUCAAGCACUUCUAGCAACAAUAACACAGGCCCCUGCAGCACCAAUGAUAUCACAGGUGUUAAUCCCCAAAGCAGCAUCAAUAAAUCCAAUAACACAGGCCUCUGUAGCACCAAUGAUAUCACAGGUGUUAAUCCCCAAAGCAGCAUCAAUAACUCCAAUAACACAGGCCCCUGCAGCACCAAUGAUAGCACAGGUGUUAAUCCCGAAAGCAGCAUCAAUAACUCCAAUAACACAGGCCCCUGCAGCACCAAUGAUAUCACAGGUGUUAAUCCCCAAAGCAGCAUCAAUAACUCCAAUAGCACAGUGCAAAACACCCACACCGCCCCAUCCCAACUGCAGUCCCCUAAAACCGCCUACACCCCUACCACAACCCCCCAACCACGAAUACUUAAAACCAGCUACGUCCCCAGUAACCCUAGCCCUUACACCCAACCGUUGUCCCCAGCCAGCUACACCCCCAUAUCCCUGAGUAUGACCACCACCCAGGACCCCUCUACUCCUCCCUUCUCCCCACUCAGCGCACCACCUCAUGGGGAGAGGACGUUCACAGGCAGCCUGGCCUGCUCCCCUAAGAAACACCGGUACCCGGUGGAAGAGAGGGUAACAUCACAUAGAGCAUGGCAGGAGUCUCUGAAGCCACAACACUCUGAGGAAACCAGUAGGAGGCUGUCACAGUCUCAUUCACGUCAGAGCCCAGCUGACCUGACCAGCUCUACGGCCCCAACCAGACCCCUCCGUAGUGUAGGGUGUCCUGCCAUCUUCACCUCCCUGAGAUUGGGGAGCCCCACCUGGGCUAUGUCACUUGUGUCUCCCCAAACCCCCAGGACCACCAAACUACAGGUCUGGAGGGGAGACUCAAUGCAUCAUUUAUCCAUAAUGCCUGAUACAACGGUGAAGGAGGGAGGGCGAACUCUCUCAGAGCGUGUUAGCAAACACACUUCACGGUUCACAUUCGACCACACAGGAACAGACUCGACCGCACUAGGACCACAGAGGAAGACAUCUGCCCCUCUCUCCCUUCCUGAUUUUGGGAGCUUUUACAAGCCUUGGUUUAGCUCCCUGCCCUACUCCACUCUCAAGUCUUCACGAACAACCCUGGGUGAGUUCACACACACAACCUCACCACAAACCCCUCUCUCACCCUCUACCUCACCCCAAACCCCUCUUUCACACUCUACCUCACCCCAACGCUACCCCUACAGCCAUCGCAGGACUGGGUCACGGGACAGUUCAAAGGUUGUUGCCUUGGAAACGGAUAGUGUCAUCAACAACUCCAAACAGACCAGUGAAGACGAUGUUGAGACACUUGUAUACCGGAUUUCUGAGAUCGAUUCCUCCACCAUAUUGGACAGUAUUAGACUUGCACAACCCUGUUUUCCUCAACACACUCCAGACACACGAGUCGUCACAGAUAUCAAGUCAAAUGAGCUCUCCCGUCUCACCUCUGACCUCUCACAAUCGUCACAACACAGCCAGGUGAUAGGAAGUCCCAGCUGUCAAUCAUACCAAAGCGCCAAUGACAGUGGAGCAUUAGACACUGAGAAGGUUGUGUGUAAAAUGGAAAGUUUCCUUAAGUGUGCAGUGGUCCCAUUACAACCUCAGAGCCCAACGAAAGAGGCAGAGAAGGGGCAGAAGGGAAGGAACAAAAUGGACCUGGUGCUGAGUCGACACCAGCCGACCUUCAGAGUCAACCAUCUGGAUGACGAGAGGAGGGAGAGGACACCCCAGCCUCCCUCUGUCAGCAGAGCAAGUGACAUUAGUGAUGGCACUGACUGUAGCGAAUCUAGCAAUCAAGCAGAGGAGGACAGAAAGGACAGAUGGAGGGAGAAUGAUGGCUUUAUCAAACCUUCAACCUCUUUCUGGGCUGGCAGUGAGCGCACAUCAGAUAUGACUAAGGAAAAUGUUAGAUGUGAACACUCACAAGGUUUAAAAGACAACAAAGAGGCCAGAAACAGAGACCAGCCUCAUGAUAUGGACCUUCCUCAAUUUGAGGCUUACAACGACAAAAGCUUCACUCUACCCAGAAACCAACCUUCUAGUCCAGAGAUCAGCCCAACCAGGCGACAGUUUGAAGCUUACCAAGAGGAGAGGAUCAGUAGAGCCAAAAAGCAACCUCCUCAGAGAGACUUCAGCCCCGAUAGGCAUCAACCCUGGGGCCCCAGCCGCUCUGCAAGCCUCCCUGCCUACAGAUCCUCCUCAGGCAGCCCCAGGAACACUUUCUCCGUCUUCCACUUCAGCCAUGAGGACUCCAAGAACCACCAUGUCUUCCAUUUCAACCACGAGGAUUCCAAGAACCACAAUGUCUUCCAUUUCAAUCACGAGGAUUCCAAGAACCACAAUGUCUUCCAUUUCAACCACGAGGAUUCCAAGAACCACAAUGUCUUCCAUUUCAACCACGAGGAUUCCAAGAACCACAAUGUGUUACUCAGCCCCAGGCUUCCUCAUACGAAAAAGACUACCUUUCUCUGUGAGCCAGGGGAAGGAGGGUUUGGUUCCAGGGUGGGCCAGCGUGGCAGUGAGGGACGUAUGGCCUCCUUCUCCUCCUGUGCUGAUCUCAAAUACGGUCUGGAGGCUGGACGUUCCUUCUCUGUGAGCUCCGUGCUCUCCAGUCGACCUUCUGGUCCUGGACGCAUCUCCACCAGCCCCAGGAUCAGCAGUGUCAGUUACCUCACUGACCCCGCUCUGUCCUUUGGAGAAGAAGUCAUGACUUGGGAUGACCUCCAGGUCAAAGGUGAUUGGAUAAUACCAAUGUGGGACACACACACAACCACUAGCCACAAAACCACUGGUGACAGCCAAGCUGUAAAAUCCACAGGUGACAGCCAAGCUGUAAAUAACUGGUCCUUCAUUCGUGACCAGACCUCCAAAAAUGAGUGUAAAACAAUCACAGCUAACUUUACAGAUCCACGCAAGUCUAGAUCCAAAUCCUUACCCAGAAAUGUAUCCUGGGGUUCAGAGGUCACUUGCCAAUCUCCGACCACCACCGGCUGCAUGUGGAAUCCUGGCAGCCUGGAGACCGCUCACUUCCUCUGGGAUACAGAGCGUCCUGCAACCACCCCUCCGUCCCAUCUCUGGUCCCCAGCCUCCAGACGCAUAUCUCGCCCCACCAGCUCCACCUCCCCCACAGACCGCAGGGUGUCACAGGACAGUCUGUCCCCCAGGGGGCGCUUGCCCUCCAGGGGCUACGUCUCCAACCUGGCUGCCUUCGAGGAGUCCGACUCAGACUCAGCCUUUGACAUGGACUCUGACACAACCACAGACGAUGAAUACUGCCUGCCAGGUGACAGCGGCGAGAAGGAAACAGAACUGUGAGAGGAGACAAUAUAUAGUCUAAAGUGGGUCUGUCUGUCUCAUUUUGGUUUCCUCAUAUAGAAAGGAAACCUAUUAAGCUACCAUCUGAUUCAGAGGGGUUGGGUUAAAUGCGGAAGACACAUUUGGUUUGAAUGCGUUCAGUUGUGCAACUGACCAGGUAUCCCCUUUCCUUCCUUUUUCCUAUUUAUGACUAGUAAAAACAGACUUCAUUUGGUGUCCAUGACAGUAAAUAAGACUGCACUGUCAGAGUGAACAUGAUAUCAUAUCACAGGUUAAAUGUUAUGGUGCUCAUGUCAUCCUGGUACUCAAAGAACAGCUUAUCACAUGAGCUCACCACAUCCAAGACCAUGGCUCUUUGUUUGUUGAUGUCACAGGCUGCUCCGAUAUUGGCCUCUCACUUGACUUUCUCAUGUGCUGAUAUUUGUUAUAUGAUCGGUGGGAAGUGUACACUGAGUGUACAAAACAUUAAGAACACCUUCCUAAUAUUGAGUUUACCUCCCUUUUUUUCCUCACCUGGAAAGAGCAGGUGGAAAGAGCAGGUGUUCAUAAUGUUUUGUACACUCAGUGUACUUUCUGGGUUGACUGUACUACUUUAUCAGCUACACAAAAUGAGUUAACAAUGGGCUCUGUAAAGCUAUUCUAUCCUGUUCUGAUCAGGGCCUGUAUUCACAAAGCAUCCCGAAGUAGGAGUGCUGAUCUAGGAUCAGGUCCCUCCCGGUACAUAUGAUUGUAUUUAUUGUGAUCUGAAAGCCACAACUGAUCCUAGAUCAACACUCCUACACAGACUCCUUGUGAAUACAGGCCCUGUUGUGGUUGAGCCCUGCACCUGAUGAGAGGUAUAUCUACCAUGAUGAGAGGUAUAUCUACCAUGAUGAGAGGUAUAUCUACCAUGAUGAGAGGUAUAUCUACCAUGAUGAGAGGUAUAUCUACCAUGAUGAGAGGUAUAUAUACCAUGAUGAGAGGUAUAUCUACCAUGAUGAGAGGUAUAUCUACCACGAUGAGAGGUAUAUCUACCACGAUGAGAGUGCGUGUCAUCUACAUUUAAUUGCUGCUCAUCAACAGGCUUUUAGAUAACAUCCUAUAUGAUAUACAGGGCAAAUAUCUUUGAGCGUUUUUGUUGUAACGGGAAUGAUUGUUUGCGGGUUUUUUUUGGUUAUCCUUGAAGGCUUUUCGUGAAAUGCAUAUGUAUGCAUUAUAAACAGAUCAUUAUUGUUCAACUUUUGUGAAUGACUUUUUAUAUAUGGUUAGCGGCGAUGGAAAUUAAUAACUCUACCUACAUGUACAUAUUACCUCAAUUACCUCGACACCGGUGCCCCCACACAUUGACUCUGUACCAG